UGGUCGGCUCGGGCACCCAACGACUUCAACCUGCGGGACUUCAACGUCGGAGACUACAUCCAGGCCGUGCUGGACAGAAACCUGGCGGAGAACAUAUCCCGUGUCCUUUACCCCAACGACAACUUCUUUGAGGGGAAGGAGCUGCGGCUGAAGCAGGAGUACUUCGUCGUGGCUGCCACCCUCCAGGACAUCAUACGCCGCUUCAAAGCAUCCAAAUACGGGAGCACGGACAGUGUCCGAACCAUGUUUGAUUCCUUCCCCGACCAGGUCGCCAUCCAGCUGAACGACACACACCCCGCCAUGGCCAUCCCUGAGCUGAUGAGGAUUUUUGUGGACAUCGAGAAGCUGCCGUGGAACAAGGCCUGGGACAUCACCAAGAGGACUUUCGCCUACACCAACCACACGGUGCUCCCCGAAGCCCUGGAGCGCUGGCCGGUGGACCUGGUGGAGAAGCUGCUCCCCAGACACCUGCAGAUCAUCUACGAGAUCAACCAGAGACACCUGGAUCACAUCGCAACCCUCUUCCCUGACGACGUGGACCGGCUGCGGAGGAUGUCCCUGAUAGAGGAAGGAGGCACCAAGAGGAUCAACAUGGCCCAUCUCUGCAUCGUCGGCUCCCACGCUGUCAACGGCGUGGCGAAGAUCCACUCCGAAAUAGUCAAGACCCAAGUCUUCAAGGACUUUGCGGCGCUGGAGCCGGAGAAGUUUCAGAACAAGACCAACGGCAUCACCCCGCGUCGCUGGCUGCUGCUCUGCAACCCGGGGCUGGCGGAGCUCAUCGCGGAGAAAAUAGGAGAGGACUACGUGCGGGACCUGAGCCAGCUGACAAAGCUGCACGAGUUCGUGGACAAUGACCUCUUCAUCCGGGAGGUUGCCAAAGUGAAGCAGGAGAACAAGGUGAAGUUUGCGCAGUACCUGGAGAAGGAGUACAAAGUGAAGAUCAACCCUUCCUCCAUGUUUGAUGUGCACGUGAAGAGGAUCCACGAGUACAAGCGGCAGUUGAUGAACUGCCUGCACGUCAUCACCAUGUACAACCGCAUCCGGAGGGAUCCUGCGAAGCUGUCUGUGCCGAGGACAGUGAUCAUUGGGGGCAAGGCUGCCCCAGGAUAUCACAUGGCUAAAAUGAUCAUCAAGCUCAUUAACGCUGUGGCUCAGGUGGUCAACAACGAUCCUGUUGUGGGGAGCAAGCUGAAGGUCAUCUUCCUGGAGAACUACAGGGUCUCACUGGCAGAGAAAGUGAUCCCUGCUACCGACCUGUCGGAGCAAAUCUCCACGGCGGGCACCGAGGCGUCGGGUACAGGGAACAUGAAGUUCAUGCUGAACGGGGCUCUGACCAUCGGCACCAUGGAUGGAGCCAACGUGGAAAUGGCUGAGGAGGCUGGAGAGGAAAACCUGUUCAUCUUCGGCAUGAGGGUGGAGGAUGUCACGGAGCUGGACAGGGAAGGGUACAACGCCCAGGAGUACUACGACCGGCUCCCCGAGUUGAAGCAAGCCAUUGACCAGAUCAAGAGCGGCUUCUUCUCCCCAGAUGAGCCUGACCUCUUCAAAGACGUGGUCAACAUGCUCUUCCACCACGACCGGUUUAAAGUUUUUGCAGACUACGAGGCUUACGUCAAAUGCCAGGAGAAGGUCAGCGAGCUGUACCUGAACUCCAAGGCAUGGACCAAGAUGGUCAUCAGGAACAUCGCGGCAGCCGGCAAGUUCUCCAGCGACCGCACCAUCAAGGAGUACGCCCGGGACAUCUGGCACGUGGAGCCCUCCGACCUGAAGAUCCCCCCACCCAAUGAGCCCCGGGACGCGGUCGAGGACAAGACCCCCAACGGCACGGCAGCGUAGGGACACGGAGCUGCUGGGGGACGCGAGCACGCGUGCUGCAAAAUUGUCUCUGCUGUCUAGUCUCUGUGUUGUUGCUGCCUUUCCUACGGACGGGGAAGGGGGGGGAAUUUUUAUAACGUAACUGUCGUGCGGAAAGCGAAACCAUGUCACCCCGUUGCUUGCAUAGGUGCUAAAAAUAAAAGUGCC
Messenger RNA from Balearica regulorum gibbericeps (East African grey crowned-crane), 2022 nucleotides. Lineage: Eukaryota; Metazoa; Chordata; Aves; Gruiformes; Gruidae. The record is from RefSeq and is a predicted model, not a curated record.